Messenger RNA from Nyctereutes procyonoides (raccoon dog), 5040 nucleotides. RefSeq names its product kelch like family member 6 (gene KLHL6). NCBI's taxonomy places the organism in Eukaryota, Metazoa, Chordata, Mammalia, Carnivora, Canidae. Bases 34 to 1893 code for a protein of 619 amino acids. The record is from RefSeq and is a predicted model, not a curated record. Gene Ontology annotation, molecular function: protein binding. Gene Ontology annotation, biological process: B cell receptor signaling pathway; germinal center formation. The transcript is spliced from 7 exons.
UGAAGCUUGGGCGCUCCUUCAGUCUGGAUGUAGAUGGCAGGACAAAGGGACUCCUGGACCAUGGGCGACGUGGUAGAGAAGAGUUUGGAAGAGCCCUUGGCACCUUCUACAAAUGAGCCCUCCCAGAAAAGGGGAGACCUGGUAGAAAUCUUAAAUGGGGAUAAGGUAAAAUUCGAUGACACGGGACUCUCCUUAAUUCUGCAGAAUGGCCUGGACACCCUCCGUGUGGAAAAUGCUCUGACAGAUGUCAUCUUGUGUGUGGACAUUCAGGAAUUCUCCUGCCACCGCGUGGUGCUUGCUGCAGCCAGCAACUAUUUCAGGGCCAUGUUCUGCAAUGAUUUGAAGGAAAAGUACGAGAAGAGGAUCAUCAUCAAAGGGGUUGAUGCUGAGACCAUGCACACUCUUCUGGACUACACAUACACCAGCAAGGCGCUGAUCACCAAGCAGAAUGUGCAACGGGUCCUGGAAGCUGCUAACCUCUUCCAGUUCCUGCGGAUGGUGGAUGCCUGUGCCAGCUUCCUAACAGAAGCCUUGAAUCCAGAAAACUGUGUGGGAAUACUAAGGCUGGCGGACACACACUCCUUGGACAGUCUGAAAAAGCAGGUUCAAAAUUACAUCAUUCAAAACUUUGUGCAAAUUCUGAACUCCGAAGAGUUCCUCGAACUUCCUGUGGACACUCUGUACCACAUCUUGAAGAGUGAUGACCUUUAUGUGACAGAAGAGGCUCAGGUGUUUGAGACUGUGAUGAGUUGGGUCCGGCACAAACAGUCAGAACGGCUCUGCUUGCUCCCCUAUGUACUUGAGAAUGUGCGCUUGCCACUUCUGGACCCAUGGUACUUCGUGGAGACAGUGGAGGCAGAUCCUCUUAUCAGGCAGUGCCCAGAGGUCUUCCCACUGCUUCAGGAAGCCAGGAUGUAUCACCUUUCAGGCAAUGAGAUCAUUUCGGAGCGCACCAAGCCCAGGAUGCAUGAGUUUCAGUCUGAGGUAUUCAUGAUCAUUGGCGGCUGCACGAAGGAUGAACGGUUUGUGGCGGAGGUAACCUGCCUGGACCCCCUGAGGCGCAGCCGCCUGGAGGUGGCCAAGCUCCCCUUGACGGAGCAUGAGCUGGAGAGUGAGAAUAAGAAGUGGGUGGAGUUUGCAUGCGUGACAUUAAAAAAUGAGGUCUACAUCUCAGGUGGCAAAGAAACACAGCACGAUGUUUGGAAAUAUAAUUCUUCAAUCAACAAAUGGAUUCAAAUUGAGUAUUUGAACAUUGGCCGCUGGAGGCAUAAGAUGGUGGUGUUAGGUGGCAAGGUCUACGUGAUUGGAGGUUUUGAUGGCUUGCAGAGGAUCAACAAUGUGGAGACCUAUGAUCCCUUCCAUAACUGUUGGUCAGAGGCAGCGCCCCUUCUUGUCCACGUCAGUUCCUUCGCAGCCACCAGCCAUAAGAAGAAGCUCUAUGUGAUUGGGGGCGGGCCCAAUGGGAAACUGGCCACAGACAAGACUCAGUGUUAUGACCCUUCAACCAAUAAAUGGAAUUUAAAGUCAUCCAUGCCAGUGGAGGCUAAAUGCAUCAAUGCAGUCAGUUUCCGGGAUCGCAUCUAUGUUGUUGGAGGGGCCAUGAGAGCACUAUACGCCUACAGCCCUCUGGAGGACAGCUGGUGCCUGGUGACCCAGCUCAGCCAUGAGAGGGCCAGCUGUGGCAUCGCGCCCUGCAACAACCGACUCUACAUCACUGGGGGGCGGGAUGAGAAGAACGAGGUCAUCGCCACCGUGCUAUGUUGGGACCCCGAGGCCCAGAAACUGACGGAGGAGUGUGUUCUGCCCCGGGGGGUGUCACACCAUGGCAGUGUCACCAUCAGGAAAUCUUACACCCAUAUCCGGAGGAUCGUGCCUGGAGCAGUGUCGGUGUGACUGUGGGAGGGCGCAGGACGGGAGCCCCUGGUACUCUAGACUGGAUGCCAGGAGACCUCCCUCCUCACCUGUUGCCCAAGUUCAUCCCACUAAAGACAGUAGACUGGGCUUGAGCUACAGGCCGUUCACGUGGGCUCCCUGCAGCUCCCCGUGGGGGUUCCUUGGAAGUCACAGCUUUGGGAUACUUGAGACCAGCCAGGAAUGUUUGCAUGACCUACCUCAGGAGGAAAGAAGAAUAUUUAACAUUCAGGACACACCUGUUCUGUGCCAGGUUCUGUGCCAGGCACUUCUGUAUAUCAGUUCAUUUAACCAUUGUAACAACCUGGUGACCAGAUAUUAUAAUGUCUGUGUUAUAGGUGAGGAAACUGUGCUUCAGAAAGACUUAGUGCUUUGCCCCUGGUCAUUCAGUUUGUAAGUAGCUAAGCCAGGAGUGUAAACUGAGGUCUUUGCAUUGCAAGUCAGUCCUGUUCUGUCAUGCUAUCUCCAAGUAGGAAACAAAAACUGGCUCAUUUUUUUGUUCUGACAAGUUUGCUAAAGGAUUCACUCAGCAAGGCGGGGAAAUAAAGUUCUUUUUUUUCUUUUCUUUUUUCCUUACAUUUAAACCAUAUGGAAUCCCUAGUGUUAGAGCCUUUGGCUCCUUGUCAAGAGUGUCUCAUAUAUUGUUCCAUCUGACAGGACUGGGAAAUGGGUCUGGGAGGACCUAUGUGCUUUGAAAGAGAUAAAAGGUGUUCCCCCAUCAAAACCUCUAUUUCUUAUGAUCACGGAGGUACAUUUCAGACUAGAACUGUCAUUGUCAGAUGAAAUUGUACUUUCAGCACAAACCAGUGCACUGGCCUUUUCAUGGCCAACAACUGUAUUGCAAUAUAGAAAGGGUUUUCCAGAGACUCAGGAUGAUUGAGAUAUAUAUCAAUAAAUAAAUGUAAACAUCCCUCCACUGCUGGCCACUGCAGGAAUGACUGACUCUUCUUGACUGUAUACUUACUACUUUUUUAGACUGUGAUUUGAGUCUGUGUCCCUGAGGCCCCACCUCCCUGGAACCUUGUUUUCAGGAUCUUUUUAAGCCCUUCUUUUUGGUUUUUGGAUCAGUCUGGCACUAUUUUGACUCAAAGAAUAGGGUCUGUCCUUCACUCUAAGAGGUAGAGCUCUCAAAUGAGCUCAUUGGAAAUUCAUUCUAAUCCCCAAAUUGGGGAAAAGAUUAAGAGAUCCUGUUUCAUAUGCUGUACUUAAAAAACAACAACAAUGGUAACAACAUAGUAACUGCAUUACUCAGUGUUUUAUUUUCAUCAUAUGAUUUCAAAUCUCUUUACAGAGUUUUAUUUCAGGUUAGAUGUGGCAGAUUGUGCUUGUAUUCUGAGUAGUUUGGGAAGUUAGAGGUAUUAGAGUUGAUAGUGAGUUGAAUUUUCAUAGAAACGUUAUGAUUAGAAGAAACUAAAGUUCAAAGUUGAUUUUUUAAAAAAGACUUGGAACAUUACAAAUGAGAUUUAUAUGUAUACGUAGGUCAUUGAGGAUAAAUAUAAACACGUAAGUCUGUGAAAAGCUCUGUGCCUGAGCGUCUGGUUAGGUUGAGCUCCCUGCUCUGAAGAGUAGGAUGGGAAAAUAUGAACAUAUUUGUGGAAAUUUAGAACACAUUACAGUAAGUAGUGUACUCAUGAGCACUAAUAACCUUAAUGAAGCUUUCAACAGAAACAAUUUAAUCUAGUUCCAUUUAGCAAACAUUCAAGGAGUUCUGUUUGUCAAGCUUUGGGAACACCCAUGAGAAACACAAACCCCCCCUCCCAACACUCAAUAAACUGGUAAACAAGCCUCUAGUCAACAUUUUAAUUUUUCUUUUCAUCAAGUUAGAGAAAAAUGAAAUAUAUGUGAAGUUAUGAGAUUACAUCCAUGUCUUUAUUGCCCUUCCAAUGGUCAUCUUGGAAAGCUGUGCUCUUGGGUCAAUGAUGUGGCCAUUGCUUACAUACUUGACUUUCUUUGAGAUCACCUUCAGAAACCAUGUAUGAGCUAUAGGAGGAAACAUUUACAAAGACAAUUUCAGGGAAGAACUUCCAAAAAGAUAACAAAUGACAAAAUCAAUGACAUGUGUAGAGAGCUUCCCUUGGAAAAAGAAUGUUCCUUGUCUUGGCAGUCCUUUGAUAAGAGCAAUCAGCAAAUUUUGUACCCUCAGUGGACAAGCCCUACUCUGGGAAAAUGAGGAUUUAAGAUCUCUGUGUUAUAAAUCUGGUUGUAACUGCAGGACCCAAGUUUCAGGACUAGUUCAGAAUAUCUAAAUGAAGGCAAGAGAAGGAUUCUGUGUGAUUCUUAUUUCACCAGAUAGGCAGUUAAAUUGUAGAAUCUCAGAUGCCUGGCCCUCAAGAAAUAGAAAUUCUCAAUAAUGGCAUGGGUUGGCAGACAGUUUACACCUGUUAAAACACAGAGUUCUGCACUUAAAGCUGCCAGUCACCAGCUUUGAGGGAAAGAAAACAGUCCAAGUAAUUUGGGGGAACAUUAUAAGCAUUUCAGGAUUUAAGCUUCUAGGCACUAGCCAGGGAGGGAAGCUCUUAAAAUCUAGUUUCCAUUAAUAGAUAAAUAAUCAAAAUUUUAGUUUGUGUAGCUGUCAUAACCAAUACCACCUGCAGGGGGAUGAGGCAGAUAGGUGCAGGAGCAGCCAGAGGCAAAGGGCCCUGGGCUGAGGGUGGGGCAUGUGAGACAUCCUGGCACUGCAGACUGGAUUUUGAAGCAGGUCCUGUGAAGGCUGAGAACACCUGAACAUCAAUAGAUAAUGUUCUCUUCUUAGCCUUCACCACAGUCUGCAAUCUGUGGCUUCAGGAAACACACACACACACUUGCAUACUGCCCUUGAACUCAAACUAUGCCCUCAGGGAAAUACAGAUAUCAUUUGCUUAUAGCUGUGAAAGUAUAGGUUUGCUAUUUAUAAAAGCACUUGAGGUACUGUUAUUUACAUAUCCUACUUGAUUUUGAAUAAGUACUCAGAAUUUUUCAAGUGUGUAUCUUAUAUAAGGUCCUAACUUGGGGUUGCAAAAUCACUUUUCCCUUAAUAUCUAAUUUGAGUGUUGUAUUAGAUCUCAUAGUCUGAAGAGUCAACCUUCAUGGAAAUCCACAAAUAUCUCAAAUAUGGCUCUUGCAAAACCAUCUUGACAGGCCGAAUUUUCA